UGGCGAUGGCUCUCCCACGUCAGCUUUACGUCUCCAAAUGUCUGCCUGGCGGACUUGCUUCCAAGAGGCGAAGACGCGCGGCGCUGCAGAGCCAUGCUCCCGGCGGCUGUAGAGCAACCGGAGCCGUGAUCGAGCCACGCACCGAGGCACGACCGCCGUGAUGGAUUUCGACGAGAGGGUCCCGGUGGGCUCGAACAUGUACCUCCCCAGCUGCACCUACUACGUGUCGGCGGGCACCGAUUUCUCCGCGCUGCCUUCCUUUUUAUCCCAGAGUCCGUCCGCCCGGCCGGUGACGUACUCGUACUCGUCGAACCUCCCGCAGGUCCAGCCUGUCAGGGAGGUGACGUUCAGGGAGUACGCGGCCAUUGACGCGUCAAGCAAAUGGCCGCACCGGAGCAAUUUGUCGCAGUGCUACCCGGGCGCGGAGGACAUGGUGCACCGGGACUGUCUCUCGGCGCAGACCGCCGACAUGUUCGGCAAAGGCGCCCCGCCCGGCGCGUACCACCACCACCACCAUCACCACCACCACGCCGCCGCCGCCGGCUCCUCCAAUUUCUACGGCAACGUGGGUCGCAAUGGCGUCCUGCCGCAAGCCUUCGACCAGUUUUACGAGACGGCGUACGGCGCCGCGUCGGAGAGCCCCGCCGCCGCGCACGCGACGCACGGCUACGCCGGCGACAAAACGCCGGGCAAACAGCCCGGCUCGGCCGCGCAGGAGGCGGCGUCGUGCCGGGACUCCGAAGCCAAGGAUCCCCGGGAGGACACCAGCAGCCCCGAGCUGUCUUCCGGCAACAAUGAAGAGAAGUCCAGCAGCAGCGGCAGCAGCAACGGACAGAGGACUCGCAAGAAAAGAUGUCCGUACUCCAAAUAUCAAAUCAGAGAACUGGAGAGAGAAUUCUUCUUCAGCGUCUACAUCAACAAGGAGAAACGUCUGCAGUUGUCCCGGAUGCUCAACCUCACCGACCGCCAAGUGAAGAUCUGGUUCCAGAACCGUCGCAUGAAGGAGAAGAAGCUGAACAGAGACCGAUUGCAAUACUACACAUCCAACCCUCUGCUCUAAUGCCUGGUGCAGGUCAGACAUGGGACUGUUGUUGUUGUUGUUGUUGUUGUUGCUGCCACAGGAGCACUAAAAGACAAGCGUGGUUAAUUUCAAGUUCUCAGACACCUAAAUGGCCGGCUUGAAUGGAGACUUUUGCUUCAAUGGACUUUUUAUUGUACUAUUCAGGCUCUUUUUUGUGUGAGAAGAAAAGCCACCACCGUAUACGCAAUAUUGUGAUUCACGCUUUUUUUUUUUUAAACUGACUGAAAUAUUGUAUUUUGUUAUCAAAAAAUGUUGUCAAAUCACGUUAAUAAGUGAAUCCUUGCAAACAUUGGAUGCGACCAAAUGACGUGUCGGAGCAAAUGAGAUUGUGUCAUGUUUUAUUGUGCGUGUUUGCGUGUGUGUGUGUGUAUUUAUUUUGUACCUUUUCAUGUCACAGAUUGUUAUAACAAGCAGGUUAACUUUUUCAAUCUUUUUUGACAAUACCCAAACCCACAAUUGCCCUAUUAAACUUAGGCUUACUUUUUUUAGUCAGUAUACUGCAGGCCUAACCAGACAUAAGCUUGUCCAUUCAUGCCCAAACAACAGCCCCCCACCCCCCUCCACACACACACACACAACACACACACACACACACACACACACACACACACACACACACACACACACACACACACACACACACAUGUGCUUUCAUGGCUGCAUGGUGCAGCCCCGAAUAUUGAAAUAAAGACAUCAAAUAAAAGAUAUUUCAUGUAGCUUCAGGGCGAAACAGCUGGUCAGGGUCAAGGCAUCGAUUCCCCUGCUUGUUAUUGUGUAUCAUACUAUAUUUCCAAAUAAAACGAAUGAAAAAUAUUA
Molecule: messenger RNA, 1897 nt
Organism: Nerophis ophidion (straightnose pipefish)
Lineage: Eukaryota; Metazoa; Chordata; Actinopteri; Syngnathiformes; Syngnathidae
Product: homeobox protein Hox-A11a-like
Exons: 2
Coding region: 161-1060 (299 amino acids)
Biological process (GO): anatomical structure development; regulation of transcription by RNA polymerase II
Cellular component (GO): nucleus
Molecular function (GO): RNA polymerase II cis-regulatory region sequence-specific DNA binding; DNA-binding transcription factor activity, RNA polymerase II-specific
Source: RefSeq, a predicted model, not a curated record